AUGAGUCUGUUUCCUCCUGUGCCAGUGCAAAGUCCCAAGGCACAUCCAAGUAUGGAAGAGAUGAUAUGCCCUCCAUCAAAUCUUGCAAGGAUGCAUUUGAUCAAAGGAAAAGAUGCCAUAGAUCGUUAUUUGGCCAUGCAUAUCAAAGGCCUGUCAAAACAAGAGGCUGCUGCUUACAGGAAUUCAUACAAGAAGAAUGUCUGCAUAGACAUGCUGCGACAGGGUUAUCACAAGUCUUUUGCUGAGCUCUUUACUCUGAUAGAGAAGUGGAAUGCCUUGAGGGAGGCUUCAGGGCCUGGGUCAGCCAUAUGGAUGCAGAAGUCCCUAGAGGAGCAGCCUGAUAAGCUGGAUCAGCUUCACUAUUUCCUGACCAGGGCUGAGGCGGCCCAGCGAUCAGAAUACUAUGAAGAGAUGUAUACUAACCAGCUCAAUUUGGCCUAUUGUUUUAACAAACCUGAAGACAAAUGGUUAAGGAAUUACUUCUAUGAACAGUGCUACAAAACUGCUCAGUUGAUUAAAAUUGAUGGUGGGAAGAAAGAAGCUCAAGCACAUUCAAAUAUGGGUCUUGUUUAUGAAGAGCAAGGUCAGUUCCUGAAAGCUGUAGAACAUUAUGAAGCAUUCUAUCAAUUGACAGUGGGACGGAUAUGGAAAGAUGAUACAGGCCAGACUUUCAACUCUCUAGCCUGUGAACAUCUCUGGAGAGUUUACACAUUACUAGCAGACAAAAUGCUAGGAAAUAAAGAACACCAACAGGCCAUCAGAACUCUAAUAAAAGCUUUUGAAAUGGCAAAAGAAGCAAAAAAUCAGAAGAUGGAAGGUGAAGCUGCUUACUGUUUAGGCUUAGCAUAUCAUUCAGCUGGGCAAGAAAAGACAGCAAUAUCUAAGUUAAAUGCUUACCUGGAAAUAUCCAAAAUACUGGGAGACUAUGUUGGUUUAGGGAGAGCAUAUCAAGCUAUAGCCCAGAUCUUGGUAAGUCAGGGAGAAGUAGCUGAAGCUAUUGAAUACUUGGAAAAGUUCAUGAAUAUUGCCAAGAGAGUUCAGCUGAGCCAAAGCCUUGUGCAUGUAUGUACGUUCUUAGGAAACAUUUACAAUGAAAGAGGGAACUACCACAAAGCUAGUGAAUACUUCGAUCAGGCAUUUGAAGCGGCAAAUGCUCUUUCUGAUUUGGCUUUAGUGAAUGAAACAAAGGUAUAUUGUGGCAUUGGAAAAGCUCAUAACAUGAUGCUGAAAGUUAACAGUCAUACAGAAGCUACGGAUCAAGUCAGCAUCAAGUACCUGCUGGGCUGGAAGGAGAACAGAAGUGACAUGUGCGCUGACCCUUUUACAGUUGUGCCAUCAGGGCAGCCAAUUAGCAAGUCCUUGUCUGAAGAACCUAAAGUUUGA
Molecule: messenger RNA, 1383 nt
Organism: Varanus komodoensis (Komodo dragon)
Lineage: Eukaryota; Metazoa; Chordata; Lepidosauria; Squamata; Varanidae
Gene: TTC29
Product: tetratricopeptide repeat domain 29
Exons: 10
Coding region: 1-1383 (460 amino acids)
Molecular function (GO): protein binding
Source: RefSeq, a predicted model, not a curated record